GACUGUGUGUUAACCUCACCCCCCCACCCACCAGACUCCGCGCACAGGAUCAGCGAUCCCUCUCUUCAUGGGUUCUCCGUUGGCGCAGUGGCCUUCCUCGUCAUCAACGCCUUCAUCAUCAUCAUGGCUGCCUACUCCAAUCUGGUUCUCCUGACCCUCUCUGUUCUGAUGGAGGGGCUCAUCGUCUGCUUCCUGUUGUUCACGCUGCACACACUGCCGCUUCCUCUCGAAGGUGUGUUCCUGGUCCUGUUCAGUGUGGUCUGUAUGUAUGGAGCGACUGCCUCCUUCGCUAACUACCUGUUUGAGAGGAAUCUCCUUCCAAUGGGACCCCCUCUGAUCCAGGCUGGGAAGAGUAACAAGGGCAAGCUGGCCCCCUCACCCUGUCCCACCCCAGGCUCGCGGCAGACCAGCGGCCUGCAGCGCAUCGCGAGUAUUCUGGAGUCCGGGGGUGUGUGUGGGAUCCCCUCGGACACGGUCUACACACUGGCAGCCUCCUGCAAGCACCCCGCCGCCAUCGAGCGCAUCUACAACAUCAAGGACCGCCCCCUGGAGAAGCCCAUCUGCCUGACGAUUGGUAAUCUGGAGCAGCUGGAGGCGGUGGCCCCGCCCUUCAGCCCGCUGCUCUGGGAGUUCAUGAGGAACGUAUACCCUGGUGGGAUUGGCUGCAUCGUCAGGAAGGGGGAGUGGCUGAAGAAGCUGGGUGUUGGCCUGGCCUAUGACUAUGUGGGAACCAAGGACAGCAUCAUGAUCCGCAUCUCUGACCUCACGGUGACCACCCACCUGCUGGACAUGACCGGCCCCCUGGCCAUCACCUCGGCCAAUCCCAGCGGGCAGCCUGACAGCACCCACCACGACAUGGUCGUCACGAGGCUGGGAGACAAGCUGGACGGGGUGCUCUGUGACGGAGACUCCACGGAACUCGUGUCCUCCACUGUUGUCAUCUGCACCAAGAUUGAUGAAGGAAAGCUCUCCUUCCUGAGAGAGGGCGCUGUUCCUGCUGCCAAGGUGCUGCAGAUAUUCGAGAGGGUCAAGAACAAGAUGAACUUCACUGAAGCAGCAUAGCGUCCCUGGGGCUUAAACAGGACAGCGCUGCAACAUGGGAGCCGCUGGGGCAGCUGCAAUCCCUUCCCUUUCAAGCACUUGCAAUGAGGCAACAGAUCUUAAUGCAAGGGGGCUCAGAGUCUAGAGACACCAAGACCUACUGAGCACAAUUCGUUCAGACUUGCAGUUACUAGUUACUGCUGCUUGUAAUUACCCCUACUACCUGUCAAGCUCUGGUUUUAGUAUCAUUUUGUAACACACAUGUAGUUAAAUAGGGACUACACUGGAUCAAAACUGCACAGCUACAGUAAAUGACAAAUAAUAUUUGCCGCUACACUGUAACUAGUGGCACUAAAACUAGCCACAUUAAUGUUCUGUACAGCCAGUCCACAGCUGCAUUUAAGGACAAUAUGUAUAUAUAUGUUAUAAUAGUACAAUUAAGCAAUAAUACCCAACACAUCAGAGGUUCUGAACAGUUUUCUUGGCAGUAAUUGCGUGGGUUUAUUGGCUGAUCUGUAAUUUCUGGUAUUUCUUGAUGGGAAGGGUUAUAUUGCUAUUCUAAGUCAAUAAAAUCAUUUCUUAUAUAGA
Polyodon spathula (Mississippi paddlefish) is the source of this 1629-nucleotide messenger RNA. RefSeq names its product putative threonylcarbamoyl-AMP synthase. The transcript has 8 exons. Bases 124 to 1062 code for a protein of 312 amino acids. The record is from RefSeq and is a predicted model, not a curated record. Gene Ontology annotation, biological process: regulation of translational fidelity. Gene Ontology annotation, molecular function: double-stranded RNA binding; nucleotidyltransferase activity; tRNA binding. Gene Ontology annotation, cellular component: cytoplasm. NCBI's taxonomy places the organism in Eukaryota, Metazoa, Chordata, Actinopteri, Acipenseriformes, Polyodontidae.